This is a messenger RNA of Platichthys flesus (European flounder), 3416 nucleotides long. Its product is annotated as B-cadherin-like. The transcript has 14 exons. Gene Ontology annotation, molecular function: cadherin binding; calcium ion binding. Bases 370 to 2868 code for a protein of 832 amino acids. Gene Ontology annotation, cellular component: plasma membrane; cytoplasm; adherens junction. The record is from RefSeq and is a predicted model, not a curated record. Gene Ontology annotation, biological process: homophilic cell-cell adhesion; cell-cell junction assembly; adherens junction organization. Lineage: Eukaryota; Metazoa; Chordata; Actinopteri; Pleuronectiformes; Pleuronectidae.
AACAAAUGGGCAGAAACUAAUUAUUUUUUAAAAGGUGAGAGGGCAAAGCAUCACCUGCAUAAACACACACACCUGCAUUACUUCAUGGUGCCUGAACUGCACCCUCAGCGUAAUUUUUUUUUACUGAUAAAAUCAAACAACCACUCGGCCUCAACAGGAGCAACAUGAUCAGUGAUGCCACAGGCAGCUUGAAGAAGGAAUAAUGGUGACUGGAUUUGGUCGGGGAAAUGCUGAAUUAAUUAAAUUAUAUUGACUGAGGAAUCCUGAAGGUGUAAAACCAGUAAAAAAGAAAAAGAAUCAGAUCAAGUGGACGUUUGGUGCAGUGACGGUGGAGAACAGAUCUCUUGGGUUUCUAUUCUGAAGGAGAAAAUGAGCAGCAGGAGUUUGGUGGUGAUUUUGGUGCUGUGCCUCGUCCAGUGUUUAGCUGUUCUGGCUACAGCAGGGAUUCAACCACGCUGCUUGAACAAAACAGACAACUGUUAUGAAAACCUUGAGCAUCUCCCCUCCUUUGAUUUUCAACAUGUAGCCGGCAGUUUGAAACGGAUGAAGAGGGAGUGGGUCAUUCCUGCGAUUAACUUCCCCGAGAACGACAGGGGUCCAUUUCCCAAAUACAUGGUGAAGAUCAAAUCCAGCAAUGACGAGAAGGUGGCGAUAACGUACAAGAUCACUGGGGCGGGGGCGGAUCAGCGUCCUGAGGGGGUUUUUACUGUCGAUCGGCGAUCUGGGGUUCUGUACGUGACCCAGCCAUUAGACAGGGAGAAGACGGACAAAUACAUUCUGUGGGCCCACGCAAUGAAUGAGAAGACCAUAGCUGAGGAGCCCAUGGAGAUUGUCAUCAACGUCAUCGACCAGAAUGACAACGCUCCACAGUUCACUCAGAAGCAUUUCUACGGCACAGUGAGCGAAAGCGCUGAAGUCGAGGAAUCCGUGUUAAAGGUGACGGCGGAGGAUAAAGACGACCCAGAGAUGAGCAAUGCAAUAAUAAAGUAUCAGAUAAAGAAUCAGACGCCUCAAAUACCCAGAGGGGACAUGUUUACCAUAAACCCUUUGAGCGGGUUGAUCAGUGUGGCAGCAGGAGGCCUGGACAGAGAGACCCAGCCGCAGUACAAGCUGACCAUUGAGGCUGCUGACAUGGAGGGGGAGGGGCUGGCGGCCACCUGCACUGUCAUCAUCAGCGUCUCAGACAGCAACGAUAACCCUCCAGAGUUCACCGUCACAGCUAUUUCCACAUCCGUCCCUGAAAAUGCAGCCGGGGCGGAGGUCAUAAGGUUAAAGGUCACAGACAAGGACGAGCCGGGAUCUCCCAACGCCAACACCAAAUAUUCAAUAAUCGCCGGCAACGAGUGCGGACACUUCAACGUCACCACAGGCGCCAAUAAAAUGGAGGGAAUCAUCAAAACAGCCAAGGUCGGCCAACUGCUUGUAGCUCUACCCAACUUACAUGAGUCGCUAUACUUACUUCCUUCCUCUCCGUCUUACUCCCAGGAGCUGGAUUUUGAGAGCACUCCUGAAUUUACUCUGCUGGUGUCGGUGACUAACGAGGCGCCGCCAUCCGGGCCGACGUGGACCUCGACGGCCAUCGUCACCGUGACGGUGGAGGACCAGAACGAGCCUCCUGUCUUCAGUCCAGCCGAGAUCCUGGUGAGCGUCUCGGAGCACGUGAGGGCCGGGAGCUCUGUGGCCGGCGUCAGAGCUGAGGACCCAGAUACAGCCAGGACACAGAGCGUGAGAUAUAAAAUACACAAUGACACUGCCCAUUGGCUGAGUAUCGAUAAAGACACCGGCCUGGUCAAAGUAAGAGGCAGCAUGGACAGAGAGUCCCAUUCUGUCAAAGACGGCAAAUACACAGUCCUGAUUUUGGGCUAUGACAACGACACUGUCCCAGCCACCGGGACAGGAGCCGUGGUCGUGACCUUACUGGACGUGAACGACCACCGUCCUGUGAUCAGACAGAGAACAGCCACUCUGUGCAACAAGGACCCGGCCCCUGCCUGGUUGGACAUCAGGGACCUCGACGGACCGGGUCACGCUGGACCCUUCAUCGUGGAGCUUCAAGGAGAGCACAAGAUCAACUGGACCAUUAGCACCAACUCCACCAGUAGCGUGGCAGCUCUGGCCCCCAAGCGGGAGUUGUCGCCUGGUGACUACCAUGUUCUGAUGCGUAUCUAUGAUGUGGGCAUGCUCUACCAAGACAGCACACUGGCUGUGGAGGUGUGCCAGUGUGAAGGAGCCAGUUCCACCUGCCUCCUCUCACAUUCUGCCCCUCGUCUGCACAUCUCUUCUCACGCAACUUCAGUUCUGGGAGUGAUUUUUGGUCUUUUAUUGCUGCUUCUGCUGUCGCUGCUGCUGCUGGUGUUGCUGAGGAGAAGGAGGAGGAGGAGGAGGAGCUCGGUGAAGGACUUCCGUCACCUUGAAGAUUUGCCCAGGGACAACAUCUUCCUCUAUGAUGAAGAGGGAGGAGGGGAAGAAGACCAGGACUUUGACCUGAGCCAGCUUCAGAAGCGGCCCGAUAACUAUCACAAGGUCACUGACGUCUUCCCGACCGUCCAGAGCCGACCCUGCUACCGUCUCCUGCCCCAAGCCAAUGAGGAGAUAUGUACAUUUAUUGAAAACAACUUGCAGGCGGCUGACAGUGACCCCACAGCUCCUCCUUUUGACUCUCUCCUGGUGUUUGACUACGAAGGAGUCAGCUCUGAGGCGAGUUCGCUCAGUUCCCUCACCUCCUCAGACUCGGAUGAGGAGCAGGACUUUCGGAGCCUGAGUCAGUGGGGGCCCCUUUUCAACAGGUUGGCUGACCUGUACACUCGUGGGACAGAGGAGGACGACGAAGACACAGAAACACUGCCGGGAAAAACAGAAUGGGUCUGACGGGCCUGGGCGCGUUUAACAAGGAUCCUCCAGCUUUGGGUCCAUCUGCCCAACAUCCUCACACUGCUCUCCACGUUUGUUUACCACACAAUUAAUGGCAUUUACUGACUAAAUACAGUUUAAUAGUGGUUUUAAUUGUGUCCCUAUUGUGAUCAUGUCAAGUUAGCUAUUUUGUUUCAUUUGUUUGAUUGCACAUUUUAAAGUAAACGUAAUUUCUAUUUCAUUUAGUCUGUGGGGCUAAGAGUUCCCUGCAUUGGAGGCCCAGUGUUGAAACCUUACGCAGCCUCAACAUCAGACUCCACCUCAGCAUCUAUGGAGAAGUUAUGUCAACAAUAAUUUUAUAAUAAUUAAGGAAUAUCUGCAUGCAAAGAGCUGAAUGCCACAAAUACAUUUUUUGCCGCUCAACAAACAGUUAGAAGUACCAAAGACACUAGCUAAAAAUCAAGAUGAUCUUUUUUUAUCUUUGUAUUGCUGUAAUUUUUUAAAAUAGGCUUUUGCUUUUACUGAAUCAUUUCACCCUCAUAGUCUGUAUUUAAUUUUUACUGUGA